AUGAUUGAACUUGAUGAGUUUUCAUUACAGAUCAAUAUAAUUGAUACAGUUCAAUGGGAAACAGAUAGAAGAUUCGAUCAAGAAACAGUAACAAACAGUAAUCGUGAAAUAAAGCGUUCUCCUUGGUUUCAAAUCUUCGGCACUACAGAAACAGGAGAACAUGAAUGCUUAAUUGUUCAUGGUUUCUUCCCAGAGAUAUAUGUUAACUGUCCUUCUAAUCCAAAUGAGCUCGAACAGUUCACUUCAGAACUAAUUUCUUACAUAGAGCGUGAUUUUGGCGAUACUUGCAUUAAAUCUUACGAUUAUGCCGAAUAUAUACCAGCCUACGGUUAUCAAGACAAGUGCAAAUUCAUCAGAUUAUUCCUUGUUCAACCAGAUCAACAACAACAGCUAGGACGACACAUAAAUGCAUUCGCCUGGAAUGGAAAACCACAUCAUGCAUACGAAGCACACUUCCCAAACUUUAUAAAAUUUUUAUCAAAAUAUAAUUUGACAGGAUUUGGUUAUAUCCGUCUCAAACACGCCUGGAGAGUUAAAUCAAUACUUAGUAGAUACGGAACUGAAGUACAUUGCCGUGUAGAAGAUAUAAUUGUCGAUUCUUUUAAUCAGCAUUCUCAAUUACUUUCUCAUCUUCGAUUUAUAUGGGCAGAACAACGAGAUCUCAGACGUAGAUUAGGUAUCUCAUCACAACCACCUGUUACAAGCACUGCCCGAAAAGAUAUUAUUUUCACACAGCGACCACCAACGAUUAAACCAAGCCAAGCACCUCCUUUAACGCAAGAACUCGAAGAUCUACUCAAGUACAUUGAAGUUUUCGAUCCUGACAAAGAUCCUCAGAAAUUAAUUGAAGAAGAAAAGAAAACACAAUUAGAAAUUGAUUCAAUUAUGAAAGACGACAGCGGAAUCAAUUACCACACGCCUAAUUCAUUUGUAGAAGGUCGUAUUUCGCAAGUAUUGCAGCCCUCGAUGUCACAGAUGAAAGAGAAACCCUUAGUUCAAACAAUCGCGAGCAAAUUAUUGAAAUCAAAAAAUGUUUUAGUUGUUGAAGAAGAAAAAAAUUCAGAAGAAAGUUCAUCAAAAGAGAAAACUCAAAAUUCUCAAAAAGAACAAGAUAUAGAAACAGGAGAACAUGGCUCGCAAUUCCUCAAGGUUCUUUUCAUUGAAGUAGGCUGUUCUUCAAGAGGAAAACUUCUUCCUAACCCUGCAAUGGAUCAAAUUGUUUGUGCUUGUUUUACUUUGAUGAUUGAUAAAGAAAUCAUUGAAAAAGUGACAUUUUGGGUUGGUCCAAAUUUAGUUAUAGGAGAAAAAGUAGAGUUCUUUAGUUCAGAAAGGGAAUUGCUUGUUGGCGUUAUUAACUAUAUUCUUAAGAUUGAUCCUGAUAUCAUUGUUGGAUGGAAUAUCGAAAGAGAAAGUGUUUUUUACAUAAAUGAAAGAUGUAAAAUUCUAGGAAUCAAAGAUUUUUACGCAGAAGUUUCAAGGACAGGAAAAAAUCCACACGCAAUGGAUGAAGUCAGAUACAUAGAAGGUAGACUGACUGUUAAUCUAUGGCGUGUUGUUAGACAUCAAGCUGCUUUGAGAUCUUAUACUUUGGCAAGUGUUUCUGAUCAUUUUUUAGGUACAAAAUUUCCUGACAUUAAACAAAGCCAAAUAUCUUAUUGGCUGCAUAGUGCUCCAUUUAGGUUUGUCUCUUAUUGUAGAAAGAGAGCAACCGUGAUUAUAUCUAUUUGUCUUGCAAUGAAUUUCGUUGAAUAUUACUGCGAAUUGUCAUCAAUUAUUGGUGCUGAUUUCGCUUCAACUUAUUCUAGAGGCAGUCAAUUCCAAAUUGAAAGUUUGUUGAUAAGAGUUUCGAAGAGAUUAGGUUUUUGUUUACCUUCUCCAACGAGAUUUGAAGUUUCUCAACAAAGAGCACCAAUGGCUCUUCCUUUAGUUAUGGAGCCAAUGAGUGGUUUCUAUUCUGAUCCUGUUUUAGUCAUCGAUUUCCAGUCUUUGUAUCCUUCUUCUAUCAUCGCUUAUAACCUCGAUUAUACAUCAAUUGUUGGUAGAACAGAAGAUGCAAAUACUGGUGGUCGUUUGGGAGUUUACGAGCACAAAGUUCCUACAAGAGUUUUAGAGGAAUUACUCGAAAACGGGAAAAUAAUAAAUACUCCAAACGAUGUAUUAUACGUAACUAAAGACGUAAGACCUGGUUUGUUACCUGCAAUGCUCGACCAAAUACUAAAUUUAAGAGCAUUUAUUAAACAAACACUUAAAAAAACAAAGAAUGCGAAAAUGAAGUCGAUUUUAGAUGCAAGACAAAUGGCUUUGAAAGUCAUUGCUGCUUGUACGUACGGAUAUACUUCAGCGCAUUUCUCUGGCCGUAUGCCUUGUGUUGAAUUAAGUGAUUCAAUUGUUGAAUGUUCGCGUCACGUUUUGGAAUUUACAUUGAAUUACAUUGAAAAAAAUUAUCCUGAAUUAAGUGUUUUAUAUGGAGAUACUGACUCAUUGUUUGUUAUGAUGCCUCCUGCAUCUACCGAGAAAUGUUUCCAAUUUGCAGACAAGCUUUGCGAAGAGAUUACUUCGAUUUUUCCUUCUCCUAUUCGAAUUAAAAUCGAAAAAAUUUACAGAGGAUGUUUCUUAGUGAACAAAAAGAGAUACUGCGGAUUAGUGUAUGAAACAGCUGACCAACAAGUACCAACAUUCGAUGUUAAAGGUCUUGAAAUGAAGCGAAGAGAUUCAUGUCCAUUUACAGCGAGAGUUAUGACUGAAGUUAUUCUUUCCAUUAUAAAAACAAAAGACAUAAAAGAAGCUGAAGUUAUUUUUAAACAAAACAUCAGCAAACUUUGUCAUAACAUCAUCCCAAUCCAUGAAUUAUUCUUCGCAAGAGAACUAAGACUUGGAACAUACAAAGCUUUAGAACCUCCUGGAGCCUUCGUUGCAAGAAGACAGAUGAGUGUUGAUCCAAUGAUGGAACCUUUAUAUGGACAAAGAUUGCAAUAUAUUGUUGUUUCUUCAAGCCCUGGAAGUAGGUUAGUAGAUAAGGUUGUUUCCCCUGAAGAGUAUUUGGAAAGGAAUAUGAGAGUCUGUACUAAAUACUACGUCGAGAAACAAUUAGUUCCUGCUUUAGGAAGAGUUUUAGAAACAAUGGGUGUGGAUGUUUCAAAAUGGAUCAAAAAUGUUAGUGUAGAAUUAAACAGACUGCCUCUUUAUAUAGGAAAAGGAAGCACUGUUAUUGAACAGUUUUGUGUUUCUGCACAAUGCCCUUUGUGCGGAAACCAGUGCUCUACACAAUCACCUGUCUGUAAUAGAUGCUUAACGAGAGCAGGAAGAAAACAAUCGUUGAUAGAGCUGAUUAAAAGAAUUAAAUCUUGUCAGAAAAUUAUCAACGAAAAUGGCGAAAGAUGCAAUGAUUGCAUAGGAGAUCCGGGUACAACAGUGAAUUGCUGCAUGUGCUCUGGCUGUAAUGUAUUCUGGGAAACAAAACUGGCUGAAGAGCAGCUGAAUGUUUACCAAUCAUAUUACAAUGCAUUGAAGAGAUUAGUUAACUAA
Messenger RNA from Trichomonas vaginalis G3, 3525 nucleotides. RefSeq names its product DNA polymerase zeta catalytic subunit family. Bases 1 to 3525 code for a protein of 1174 amino acids. Gene Ontology annotation, biological process: error-prone translesion synthesis; double-strand break repair via homologous recombination. Gene Ontology annotation, molecular function: DNA-directed DNA polymerase activity; nucleotide binding; DNA binding. The record is from RefSeq and is a predicted model, not a curated record. Lineage: Eukaryota; Parabasalia; Trichomonadida; Trichomonadidae. Gene Ontology annotation, cellular component: nucleus; zeta DNA polymerase complex. The transcript has a single exon.